Molecule: messenger RNA, 335 nt
Organism: Staurois parvus
Lineage: Eukaryota; Metazoa; Chordata; Amphibia; Anura; Ranidae
Source: the annotation of a GenBank genome assembly
AUGCAGCACUGAUAGGCGGCACUGAUAGGUGACAUGAUGGGGGUACUGAUAGACGGCACUGACUGGCAUCACUUCUGGGCACUGACUGGCGGCACUGACUGGCACAACCCCUGGGCACUGACUGGUGGCACUGACUGGCAGCACUGCUGGACUGCACUGGUGGGUGGCACUGGUGGGCAGCACUGGUGGGUGGGCACAGGUGGGUGGCACUGGUGGGCACAGGUGGGUGGCACUGGUGGGCACAGGUGGGUGGGCACAGGUGGGUGGCACUGCUGGGCACAUGUAGGUGGCACUUCUGGGCACAGGUAGGUGGCACUGCAGAGUGGCACAGGUGG